CAGUGCAGUGCCAAGGAACCGCUACUCAGGACGCGCUAUUGUCGGACCCGGACGUGUACUGCAAAACGGAGCCGGUACUAAUGUUGAGAUACCAGCUUUCUUAGGGGCGCGUGAGUGGGCUGCUGCUACAUAGCAUUCGAAUUCCUGCUCAAAAAUCAACAACUCAAAACUGGCCCAGUGUGCUGUACCGAAAGUCGCCGAUCGUUCGUGGGUUGCUUACUGAUAGGACUGACGACUCGCCAGAAACCCUGAUGACAGGUCAAUAGUGUAGCGCGGUGUGAAGGCAGCUCUUGAAACCGGACAAGCUCAGAACGUGAUCUACCGCCGUGUCGGUUGGUAGCUGAUCCAGCAGCGGGCGCUAGUGUUGAUCGUGAAACUGUUGCGUGUUUGCAACGUAGAAGGAUAACAGAACGGUAUAGAGUGAAGACAUACGAUCGAUCGAUCGAUCGGCAUCGGUUUGGUGAAGUGCUGGUAAUUUAGAGAGAAGAGAGAAGAGUGGCCAAGGAUCAGCAUGAAGUUGGUUGUGCUCAUCGUCGCUACGUGCGUUGUUGGAGCGCUGUGCACCGAAAAAUGCGUACCUGGGACAACGUUCAAGGAAGACUGCAAUACCUGCCGCUGUGCACACGACGGACGGAAGGCGUGCACCCGCAAGGUGUGCCCACCGCACGAACAGGAACUCUCGGACGAGUCGGUUGCUCGUGCCGAACCCAACCACAACGAGACGAUAGCGGCGGGCGAUGAGAAGGACGAGGUUCACCUUCAAACAAACGGACAAGUCUGUACCCCGAACGAGAUCAAGAUGAAGGAGUGUAACCGGUGCCGCUGCGCCAACAACGGUAUCGGGUGGUUCUGCACGAGACGAGCAUGCCCACCGCGGGAGAAGCGCUCACCGUCCCCGAUGGAGUGCGAACCGGGGACCGCUUUCAAAAGCGACUGCAACGAUUGCUUCUGUACGAAGGAUGGCAAAGCUGCUUGCACGCUCAAGGCUUGUCAGCCGGCGCAACGCCGGCGUCGCGCUGUAGCGGCUGCGAAGAAGCAGUGCACUCCCGGAGAAUCGUUCCUAUCUGAGGACGGGUGUAAUACGUGCCACUGCAACGACGACAGAACCGCUUCGUGCGGACGGAUGGCCUGUCCUUCUGAGGGUGAUGAACCUAUUUUGGGUGACUUUAUGGUCUCGAAUCGUCGACGUCGCGUCACCAAUACCGAGAAUAGCUGCACUCCUGGAUCAACGUUCAAAGACUCCGCUGGGUGCAAUGACUGCGUCUGCAUGAGUGACGGUAAGGCCGCUUGUACGAUGAAACUAUGCCAGCCACUUGGAGAAACUGAAGGGCAGCACGCAAGACAUCGACGCUCCGACAACGCGACGUGGAAAAAGCACGAAAAAGAGGGAAAAGUAGAUGGAGCGACCGGAAAGAAAGAGGAACCGGAAAAGGAUGUAGACAAAGUGGAUGAAGGAAAGGAAGUAGAAAAGGAACAACCGGUCGAAGACGCCGAGUCUCUCAAGAGGUGUCAGGCCGGAGAAAGUUACCGACAUGAAGACGGUUGCAACAUGUGCACCUGCGCGAAGAACGGCGAAUUCGAAUGCACGAAAAAUCCGUGUCCGCCACGGCAUCGACGGGACGUGGCUGAGUUGCCACGCUCGGACGUUGCACCUGGAACGCCCGGGUUCAGAUGCGAAGCGGGCAAGUCCUUCAAGUAUCGGUGCAACAACUGCUUAUGCUCGAACGAUGGACUGCACGCCGGAUGUACCUACAAGUACUGCCUUCCGGGCGAGUGGUAAUGUGCGCUUAGUUACUAGUCUUACUAGUGUAGUUACUGUAGUGCUACUGAUAAAGGUUCUGUUUGUUUUGUUUGCAACUGUUAAAAAAAAAAUUGUGCUUUGUUAAGUCAUUGUUUCUGUUUGCGCUCACUUUAGUUUCGCCCCAUUACACCGACCGAAUAAAUAAAUUUUUUUUGGAAAAUCAUUAA
Molecule: messenger RNA, 1968 nt
Organism: Anopheles bellator
Lineage: Eukaryota; Metazoa; Arthropoda; Insecta; Diptera; Culicidae
Exons: 3
Coding region: 512-1780 (422 amino acids)
Molecular function (GO): peptidase inhibitor activity
Source: RefSeq, a predicted model, not a curated record